AUGGUCGACUGGACAUCACCGGCGGAGGUUGCCAAAGAUGGAGACGCUUUCGACAGGUUUAUGCACACGCUGCUCGGGCUCUACCUCUGGGAGUUCUUCACCUCUUUACCUUUUGAUUGGGACUUCAUCAGCGGCAAGAAGAAGUUCAGAUGGCCUCUGAUCUUCUACUUCGCUGGCCGGUACUUCUUGCUGUUCGCGCUGAUUGGCAUUGCCAUUGCGUUGAAUGUCACCAAAGAGGUAAACUGUCAAGCACUGUACACGUAUAACCAGAUCUUCGGUAACGCGUCGAUUGGGCUUGCGAGUAUCAACCUCUCGUUGCGCACGAUGGCAGUUUGGUCGCAGGCGUGGUACAUCGUUGUCCCGCUGGUACUCGUCAUCCUCGGACACUGGUCAUUGCUUCUGCACGGAGUUCUGCUGAAAGCCGCUUGGAUACCCGCGGACGGCGGCUGUGUCAUCACGAACACGGACAACACGAUCCUCGCCGUCACCUUCAUCUACUCCAUGGCCUUCGACUUCACCGUGCUGAUGCUCACCGCAUUCAAGCUUGCUUUCCCUACCCGCCGCAAGGAGCAGUCGCGCAUCGUCCAGCUCAUCUUUGGGGAUGGUCUCAUUUUCUUCAUUAUCGCUUUCCUGGCGAAUCUGCUCGCAACGAUCUUCAUGUUAUUGAACCUCAAUGCUGUCAUGUCCAUCAUUGCAAACGUACCCGCGGCAAUUGCGUCGACGAUCGUGGCGUGCCGUGCCGUCCGCAGGCUCAGCAACUACACGACGGAAGGUGCAGAGGUCUUUGGCUCGUCGCUCAGCUCCACCCUUGCGUUCAGCCGCGGCGGACGAAGCCGCAACCCCGCACUAUCUGUUCAUGAUAAGAAGCAAGAGGGCGUGCACGUUCAGAUGGAGACGUUUGCGGCAGUCACAGAUGGACUACCCUCAGACCAAUCGUUCAUGCAGUACGACGUUAAUGGCAAGGUCACCAAGCAGGAUCAUGAAGCCUUCGACGUGGAGUCUCAGGUGUUGCCAGACGAGUACAAACACGAGCUCUAG
Sparassis crispa is the source of this 1038-nucleotide messenger RNA. RefSeq lists its product as hypothetical. The coding region runs from base 1 to 1038 and encodes 345 amino acids. The record is from RefSeq and is a predicted model, not a curated record. Lineage: Eukaryota; Fungi; Basidiomycota; Agaricomycetes; Polyporales; Sparassidaceae. The transcript has 13 exons.